Messenger RNA from Eimeria maxima, 2436 nucleotides. RefSeq lists its product as hypothetical. The transcript is spliced from 5 exons. NCBI's taxonomy places the organism in Eukaryota, Apicomplexa, Conoidasida, Eucoccidiorida, Eimeriidae. The record is from RefSeq and is a predicted model, not a curated record. The coding region runs from base 1 to 2436 and encodes 811 amino acids.
AUGGCGCCCCCUGUGCUCUCUGCAUGCGUCCUGGAGGAGGAGGAGGACCAGCGACUACUGCAGCAGCAGCAGCAGCAGCUGCAGCAGCAGCAGCAGCUGGAGGAGCCUGUGCCUCUUAUAAGUGGGGCGUCGUUGCGUCGUAGAGACAGGGCGCCUGCUGCAGCAGCAGCAGCAGCACAAACACCAUCAACAGCACUAGGGAGCAGCAGCAGCAGCAGCAGCAGCAGCAGCAUAUCUGGCAGUCGUGCGGGUUGGUCUACCCUACAGCAGCAGCAGCAGCAGCAGCAGCAGCAGCGUCGUACGCAGCAGCAGCAGCAGCAGGACGGUAAGAUAUUGCUGCCUUAUAAGACAAUAGCAGCAGCAGAUACAGCGCAGCAGUGCAGGGCCUUUGGUCUGCCCCUACCUUCUCUUAAUUCUGCUGCAGCAGAUGCAGCAGCAGCAACAGCAACAGCAGCAGCAGCACGAGCUGCACGGGGUGCAGCAGCAGCAGCAGAGCCACCUUCGUCUGCUGCUGCUGCUGCCGCUGCGGCUGCCUACCUGUCUCCUGGUGCUGCACCUCCCCCUUAUGUGAGCUGCUUAGGAGGUGUCAGCAGCAGCAGCAGCAGCAGCAAGCUACCGGGUCUGCAGCAGCAACAGCAGCAGCAGCCUCUUGCUUCUGCUGCGCUGCAGCGAUGGGAGGCAGAUUCCUUAGCAGAGUUGCUGCUGGAGCCUCCUCCGCAGCAGCGCAGCAGCAGGAACAGCAGCAGCAGCAGCAACAGCAACAGCAGCAGCAGCAGCAGCAGCAGCAGCAAGUGCCGCAGUGUCUGCUGCGCUCUGUUUCUAUACGAUCAAGGAGACAAGGAUAUGUCUCCUCGUUUGCUGCUGUCUUAUUCCGAUGGUUUGCUGCAGUUGCUGCAGCAGCAGCAGCCUUCUGCUGCAGCAUCAGCAGCAGCAUGCAAGGGACUACUCGUGCUGCAGCAACUGCAGCACAGGGCAGAGGAUUCUUUGCUGCUAGGGGGGCCCCCUGUGUCUCUAUUAGGUGUAUCUAAGCUGCCUCUUGCUGCUGCUGCUGCUGCUGCUACUGCAGCAGCAGCAGCAAGAGGGGGUGUACAUACAAAACAUCCAUAUAAGAAGCAGCUAAAGCAGCAGCAGCGCAGGCAGCACCAACAGCAGCAGCAGCAGCAGCAGCAGCAGUAUAUGAAGCAGCAGCAGCUGCAGCAGCAGCAACAGCAGCAGCAGCAGCAGCUGGUUGGCUUCUGUAUUGCGUGGCAGAUGCCGCGAUCUAUCCGUAUUGGGUCUCCUUUGCUGCUGCUGUGGGAGCCAGCAGCAGCAAUGCCUUCUCUUAGGGGCUCCUUCUUACAGAGCCAGCAGCAGCAGCUGCAGCAGCAGCAGCAGCAGCAGCAAUUGCUGCUGCAGCAGACACCGUCUCUGUACUCCGUUGGUAGCAGCGCAACACGCACUGACCCGUUGCUGCUGCAGCAAAGCAGCAGCAAGCUGCCUCUAUUAGGCAGCAGCAGCAGCAGCAGCUUGCUGCUGUCUAACACAGCAGCAGCAGAUCCUGCAUUUAGUAAGCGUGUCUUUGGGGGCAGCGGGGGCUUAACGAAUUCUCUGCUGCAGCGGCAGCAGCAGCAGCAGCAGCAGCUGACGCACCUAUCGCAGCAGCUGCUGCUGCAGCAGCAACCCGCAGAUCCAAUGUCAAGCUUAGGGCUACUAGGAUUGAGCAGCAGCAGCAGCAGCAGCAGCAGCAGCAGCGCUGCUCUAGACAAUGCCCGGAAGCAGCAGCAGCUACUGCUGCAGCAGCAGCAGCUGCUGCAGCAGCAGCAGCAAUUGUUAGGGAUGAAUCGUCUAGGGUACAGGCAGCGUUUGCUGCAGCAGCAGCAGCAGCAGGAUCAGCUGCAGCAAUGGCAGCGCCGUCGUGCACAAGAGCAGCUGCUGCAGCAGCUGCAGCAGCAGCAAUUGCUGCAGCAGCAAGCGGAUGCGUUCCCUCUUGGUGCUGCAGCAGGGCCUGAUUUAGAGCUCUUCCCUCCUUAUAACAGAGCAGCAACAGCAGCAACAGGAGCAGCAGCAGCAGCAGCAGCAGCAGCAGCAGGGCCUCUAGGAGACCCCUUGUGGGGUCUUACGUCCUCUGCCUUCCCCUUAAGGAGACGCUUGCUGCCUGUUAUACGGCAGCAGCCGUAUCAGCUGCUGCAGCAGCCCCUGCAGCAGCAGCCGCUGCAGCAGCAGCAGCAGCAGCGGCAGCCGCUGCUGCUGCAGCAAAGCAGCCGCUGGGGUUCUUUUGUUCCUGCUGCAGCAACAGCAUACGGAAGAGCAGCAGAGCCUCUAUGGCCAUCUAGAUUAGCUUCCUCUUUUGCUGCUGCUGGCAGCAGCAGCAGCAGCAGCAGAGUUGCCAAUACACCCGAAAGAGGCCUGCUGUCUAUGCAGCAAGACCAAUGGUCACCAUCCCUCUCUUCUUAUUAA